Aspergillus mulundensis is the source of this 1401-nucleotide messenger RNA. RefSeq names its product sugar porter family MFS transporter. The transcript is spliced from 6 exons. Gene Ontology annotation, biological process: carbohydrate transport; transmembrane transport. Lineage: Eukaryota; Fungi; Ascomycota; Eurotiomycetes; Eurotiales; Aspergillaceae. Gene Ontology annotation, molecular function: carbohydrate:proton symporter activity. Bases 1 to 1401 code for a protein of 466 amino acids. Gene Ontology annotation, cellular component: membrane. The record is from RefSeq and is a predicted model, not a curated record.
AUGGGUCGACUGUACACAUUCAACCUCGCGCUGUUCGCGGCGACAGGGUCGUUCCUGUUUGGUUAUGACAGCGGUGUGAUGACCGAUGUCAUUGCUUCUAAGAACUUCCUGCGCUACUUCAACACCACCAAUACUUCAUCGAUUAUUGGGGCAAUCAACAGCACGUUCUCAGGGGGUGCCGCUAUUGGUGCUCUCCAAGGAGGUCUGACGAUGGACCGUUUCGGCCGUAAAUUCACAAUCCAGAUGGGCGCGGCCAUCUGUUUGGUUGGGGCUAUCCUACAGGCCGCGGCGACCAACCUGGCCAUGAUCCUCGUUGGUCGUAUCCUCGCGGGGUGGGCUGUCGGUCUGAUGUCCAUGUCUGUUCCUGUGUAUCAGUCCGAAUGCGCGCACCCCCGGAACCGUGGUUUGAUCAUUGGUCUUGCCCAGCAGAUGAUUGGAGUUGGUUUCAUUGUCAGCACAUGGAUUGGCUUCGGCUCGUUACAUGCCCCCGACUCUAGUGAAUUCCAAUGGCGGUUUCCUUUGGCGUUCCAGGUCGUUCCUGCACUGAUCCUACUCAUUGGACUGUUUUUCUUGCCAGAAUCCCCACGUUACUUGAUUGGAAAAGAAAAGUACGAGGAGGGAAUGAAGAUUCUGAGGAAGCUUCAUUACGAUGGCUCGAACGAUGACUGGAUCCAACGGGAGUACGCCGAGAUCAAGUCGACCAUCGACGCGGAGCGAGCCGUUACCGAGCCUGGUUGGCUCGUUAUGUUCAAGGUUCCUCAGUACAGGACUCGACUCCUGCACGGUAUCCUUGUUCAAGUCUUUACGCAGAUGACGGGCAUCAACGUUAUUAACUACUACCAAACGAUCAUGUACGAGAACCUCGGAAUUACCGGCAGCACCAACAUCCUCGUCACCGGUAUCUACAACUGCCUCGGUCCCAUUGCGAACCUCCUCUUCAUUCUCUUCGUCCUCGACAAAGUCGGACGCCGCAGACCGAUGCUUUUUGGUGCUAUCGGUAUCACGAUCGCGCUGUUCUGCGAAGCCGCGUUGAACUCUCAGAACGAGGACGGUCAUCGAAAGGGCUACAGUAUUGGCGGUGUCUUCUUCAUCUUUUGCGUCACCAUCAUCUUCUCCUGGUCUUUUGGACCGUGUAGUUGGGUGUACAUGGCCGAAGUCAUGCCCAUGCAAAUCCGAGGCCGCGGAAACGCUUUCGCAACCGGCAUUGGCAAUUGGACCGUCAAUAUAUGCGUCACCAUGCCAGUCGUAUACCUGUUCUUCAUUGAGACGAAGCAAAAGUCCCUCGAGGAAAUCGAUAUCCUGUUCGGAGGCCGCGCGCUCGGAACUUUGCCUGAGGAUAUCACCAACAAGGACAACGAGGUCGUUGUUACUACGGAGCAUCAGGAUAAGAGGGAGGUUUAA